GUCAGAGCCUGAGCUGAGGCAGAUUUUGGUUCCCCAGUUAUUACCUGGGCUCUAAAAGAGUGUGUGGUUGAGUGUGGCAGGUGGGGGACCUCCACCUGCCGAAUGAACCCUGUUAGCAUCGGGCAGUACCAUGGGCUACGAGUGGGCUCAGCCCUGUUUGCCAUUGUUGCCGGCUGCAUCAUCAUCGGGGUGUCCAGGGAAUGUGAUGCUGAUGCUGUAGGAGGAAUUUUCCUGGGAGCUGGAGGCCUCGGCUUGCUCAUUUCAGUCUACCCCUUCAUAAAAGCUUGGCUGAAUAUCAACAACAUCCUGCCAUCUUUUGGAAACUUCAGAGUUCACCCCACUGUGGCUAAUGCUGAUCAACCAGCUGAGACACUGAGACGAGAGGGCACUCAGAGUCAACUCCAACUGGAGCGCUCAAAGAGUCGAAUGGGAACCUUCGUGGAGGGAGGACCAGCUGCCGAGCCCAAUCCAGAGGAGGGUUCUGUCACACACUGACACCCACCACAUAGCCUUCAUUGCCACCAUGACUCAUGCAUUGGUCUGUUGCAGGACUUCUUCAGACAUGCCAGAUGUCUUAUCGAGACGGAAAAUGAAACAGUCACCCACUGCUCAAGACCUUCCGUGAUGUCAUCGUGUCACAUGACUCCACCAACAGCUCUCCCCGGCAGCAGUAUUCUUUGUACAACUGUUGUUAAAGCUCAACUGCAGAUUACUGUUCCCUCUUUUUAUAUAAAUUAUGUGGUCUAAUAAACCUACAAAAACUAAA
Messenger RNA from Xiphophorus couchianus (Monterrey platyfish), 766 nucleotides. It is a transcript of the gene kncn, whose product is annotated as kinocilin. NCBI's taxonomy places the organism in Eukaryota, Metazoa, Chordata, Actinopteri, Cyprinodontiformes, Poeciliidae. The record is from RefSeq and is a predicted model, not a curated record. The coding region runs from base 103 to 495 and encodes 130 amino acids. The transcript has 5 exons.